UGAUGACAAGUUCCUUCAAAUGGAAGAGGGAUACGUUUUCAGUAAAAGGUUCUACCUGGUAGAAUAUUGAUCAAGGCUUACUUCAGCACUAGAUUAAUAGCAUCAACACGAAUCACAAUUGUAUGCAGCAGAAGGAUGAACAUCACGAAAAAACACAGCCCACCAUUCCAUGAGAAUACAAUGUAUGCGGAAAUGCUGAAAUUAUCUAUCAAAAACUGGUAGCCACGCAUGAAGAGCAAAAUCAAGAACGGCAUUGUGCUACACACCGCUACCCAAAUGGUUCCCAUGAGAUGGAACAGCUGAUAGUUUCUGUUGCAGUUAAAUUUGAUGAUCUACAAACGAUUCAAACGAGAAGAUUGAUAUGCAACGGAAGAGAAAGAUGAGUGAAGUUGCCAACAUUCAUUCAUCUACUUUGAUUACCUGUGCAUCGAAAAGUUCCAUAUCGGAGAAUACUUUCACAACUUGGCUUUUUUUGUACUCCAGUAACCAGACAACAAAUACCAGAUACAGGAAAGGCAUUUUGAGCAGAAACCCCAAACCUCGCUCCACAAGUGGUGAACUCGAAACAAAUAUGAGUUUCCAGGAAUCAGUUGUUAGAGCGACACUCAGCAAAUAUACCCUUAAAACGCUAAUCGCAAUCAAUUUCAACCAAUGAACUGAUCUAUUUUUGCCAUCAACUCCAUUCAACGAAACAUUAUGUACGAGGUAAACUUUGGUUGCUCCCCAAACGGAUGCGCAAGAUUGAGCAUAAGUUUCACAGGAAAACCACCAUUUGAAAGCGUAUUCACGAGCUACUUGUCGCUGAAAUAUGAACAUUCUAGCCUUCGCCUAAUGGUACGUAAAGCACUUCACUAACUGCUGCUUCCGAGGGCUUAUUGAGCCUGACCCCUCGGAAUGGGCGGUUUAAAUAGAAGCAUUCGUCUAAGGCAUUAAACAUAGCAAUUAAAACUCAAUUAAACGGGAAAUGUAUCUACCAUGUAGACCAUAUAAGCGUUUGAUUGCAUUCGUAGAGCCACCAGUGAAAUCAUGCACGGCUUCAGAGCGCUUUAUAGAUGGUUCCGGGCUGAGCCUCGUAAUAUUUUUGACGUUUUUAAGUACACUGAAGCGAUGUGUAGCAUUUUCGGCAUAAACCUUUACCGGUAUCGAGGAGAUCCAAUCAAUGGUGCGGCUGAGCUGAGUGGAUGGCAAAUAGUAAAGCUGUGCUUUAUGAAUUUGCUCCUCAUAGUGGUGUCGGUUAUAAAUUUUUUGAUUCCCGGAGAGCUGUUGAACAAUGGUUCGAUGAUUGUAACUUAUGUUAUGCGUACGCUAUUUGUUGGUGGUGUUUUGGGGGUAUCGCUCAUGAGCAUCAUACAUGCUCUGAAUUGGCGAUCACUCGCUACCCUGUUUCAAAAGUUGCAUCAAUUAGAUAUGAAGUUUCAACUUCUCCAACAUCCCAUAAAUCACGUGGCACAGCAGCAGCAAAUAAUACGUGUGUUUGGUUCAGGAUUGAUGGUGUUCGUCAUUAUCAUCCUUGCAUUCAACUUUAGUACACUUGUGAUGGUAGAAAAUCGUGCCGUUGCCUGGAGUUUAGUCUUUGGUCAGAUUUAUUUCAAUUCCGUCUACUUCUGUAUCAUUAGCUUGUUUGUUACCUUAUCUUACCUUAUUUCUCUUCGUUACAAACAUUUAAACAACUUGAUGAAAAUAACUUUUGAUACCUCUAACGAUGAUAUGGCUGAAGGGGAUAGAAUGUACACGGAUCAAGUCAAAUUACCCCCCAGUAUUGUGCAGAGACGUAUCAUAAUUAUACAGGCAAUGGCAGAGCUGCAUAGUUUAUUGAAUGACAUUGCAGAGCAUGUGAACCGGAAUUACGGCGAUUUCAUACUGCUAAACAUAACCGGUGCGAUGCAGUUUACCAGUUUUAAUCUGUUUGCUUUGGUGAAAAUAUUUUUCAUCAACAUUUCGCAUGCGCGAAUCAUAACAUAUUUUAAUGUAAUCGGUAGUUUAUUCUACAUGACUAUGUUUACGUUCAUCAUCAUUCGAUCACGAUUGAUUGCACAGGAGAGCAAAUUUACUGGAACAUUGCUUCACAAAGCGAUGAACAACGAAUCAAACAGCGAGAUGAUUCAUUCAAUGAUCGUAUUCUCGAGGCAGGUCCGAUAUCGUUCGGCAGUCAUUUGCUCCAAACAGAUCCAGAUAGAUUGGCCAUUCGUGUUUAAUUGUAUUGCAGGACUAGCAUCAUACUUUGUCAUUCUUCUUCAGUUCGACGUGGCUAUGAGACUCAACUGAUCGAUCUUAUUAAGAGGCCGUAUGUGCGUAGAAAAGGUAUUUCCCA
Anopheles darlingi is the source of this 2311-nucleotide messenger RNA. RefSeq lists its product as uncharacterized. The transcript is spliced from 4 exons. The record is from RefSeq and is a predicted model, not a curated record. Bases 1027 to 2265 code for a protein of 412 amino acids. Gene Ontology annotation, biological process: sensory perception of taste. Gene Ontology annotation, cellular component: dendrite; membrane; axon. NCBI's taxonomy places the organism in Eukaryota, Metazoa, Arthropoda, Insecta, Diptera, Culicidae.